AUCACUGUUGAUGAAGAAAUAUGGUAGUAAAGCAGCUUCAAAGUCUCAAUCUCUGUAUUCACAACCUCUCAAAGCUCUUGAGAAGAUAGCAUUUCAAGGUCAAUGUGCAGCACGUAUGGGCAUUAUUAUUAAUUUAUACAUACAACAGGCGUUGGGAAAUUUAUUGUCGUUUACACAGGAGAAUUCUCUAAAUGUAGACAAAAUCAUACAGUGUGUUAGAGAUAUCUUUGCGAUGUCUACAAAGUCAUUGGAUCAAAUUUCUCGUUGUGGUGCUUUUCACCAUUUAGUAAGAAGAAAGGCAGCUUUAGCUGACACAGGCUUACAUGAUCUUAGAGACAUUAAGGAUCAUUUAUGGACACUUCCUUUGUCCCAUACAGGAGUGUUUGGGGAUGGUAUGGAAAAGAAGUUAAAAGAUAGGAAAGAGAUGAAUUCUCAAUUAUCAGAUCUUUUACCAGAGGUAGGGCGCAAGAGGAAGUUUCCAGAUUCUACCUCUUCAAAUCAGUGGAAGAGACCACGGUUGCCUAAUCAGACUUUUGAAAGUCGUCCUGCCAGGAGUCAAUUUCCGAGCUACAGACAGCCACAGAGGCCAAAUAGUAGUAAUUUUACCAUACCUAAGGUGGUAAAAUCACAGCCUAAAACAUCUAAUCUAUCACGACAUUCAGGAGAGCCAGUGACCUUCAAGCGCUAAAAUUAGGAGAAGGAGCUAUAUCUGUGAAGGCAGAUGGGGUAACUUUUAUCAGACAAGGUUUGGCUAAACAGGAUAGACCUGGUCAUUCAUCAGCAAA
Ruditapes philippinarum (Manila clam) is the source of this 785-nucleotide messenger RNA. RefSeq lists its product as uncharacterized. The record is from RefSeq and is a predicted model, not a curated record. Bases 11 to 688 code for a protein of 225 amino acids. The transcript has 2 exons. NCBI's taxonomy places the organism in Eukaryota, Metazoa, Mollusca, Bivalvia, Venerida, Veneridae.